CUAUAUGGAUUAUGCGUACACACUCAUUGCGUUAUAUGAUAUGACAUACGGCUGCAAAAAAAUCGUUGAAGUCAUUUAAGUAUCUAGAUAACUGGUAAAGAGGUCCACAACAUAAUAUUUAACGAAUUCACACUAAAAAUCGUUUGUAAUAAUUAUCAAAACCUACAUAUUUUCAUCUAUCCCGAAAAUCGUUCUCAAUAUUACACACUUUUAACACCACGGCGUUGAAAGCUGUAAAGCUGCUUGAAAAAUACUUUUUUUUUAGGUCAAUUAUGUCAUAUUAUCGUAACCACGUAUCUGACCUCUAUUUUGUUUAAUAAUUUUAAAAGACCCAUCGUAACAUAAAAUAUAUGAACGAUUAUGUAGGAGACCAUUACUCCCCAAUGACUACAUAACACUGUUACACCCGUCUAAUCUAUACGACAGUUGAUAAAAACAUAAUAUGUUAUAUAGAUCAGUAAUCACUAAUAUAUUUAUAGCGCAGCAUUUCAGUAUAUUUGCGUAAUAUAAAAUCGAUAAUUGUUCAUAUAAUUUUAGAAGUAUCGUAUUCCCUCCACAAAUAGAUUAUAUCAUCUCGAAAUCCAAUUUAAGAAUAAUAAAAAAAAAAACAAUAUAAAUUACGUUUUCUUAGAUGUAAAUUCAUAGUAGUAAUUCAUUAUUCAUCCGUACUCCGUAAGCGUUCCCUGCGACAAUUCACAGUUACGUUACAUUAUUUCGUAACAAUGAUUUCGUACCUGAUCAAUUUGAUGUUUGAUAACAUCCUUUUGAGUUUAAUUAUUGUUUGUACUUUCCUUUAUUAUUAUACGACGUCGACGUACGACACAUGGAGAAAAUUAAAUGUGCCGUACGCAAAACCAGUGCCUAUUUUCGGGAAUAUAUUCAAAAUGUUCACGGGCUUAGAGCAUCAAGUGGACGCAUUCGGACGAAUUUAUCAACAAUUUCCCAAUGAAAAAUUUUGCGGAUUUUAUCAAAUGAGUACGCCGUUUUUAAUGAUUCGUGAUCCAGAGUUGAUCAAUACGAUGAUCAUCAAAGACUUCUCGUAUUUCACCGACCACGGUAUUGACAUGAACCCUUCGGUAAACGUAAUGGCGAGAAGCUUGUUUUUUGCGACCGGACAAAAAUGGAAAAUAAUGAGACAAAAACUAAGUCCAGGAUUCACGUCUGGUAAGCUGAAGGGUACGCAUGAACAAAUCCGAGAGUGCAGCGAUCAGUUGACAAACUGUAUUCAUGAUAAAUCCAAGGAAACCGACGGAAUUGAAGUAUAUGAACUCGUCGGAAAUUUAGCCACUGACGUAAUUGGAACAUGUGCAUUUGGUAUGAAAUUGGAUACAAUUAAUAACGACAACUCAAGUUUUAGACAGAAUGUAAAAAAAGUGUUCAAACCUAGUGGUAAAGUAAUUUUUCUUCAAAUACUUGGAGUUCUAUUUCCGAAAAUCAUUAAGAUCUUAAAACUUCAAACUUCUCCAGUGGACGUAAAUGCCAUUAAUUUUUUCCAUUCAGUAUUUAGAGAAGUCAUCGAGUAUAGGACCAAAAAUGAUGUGGUUAGAAACGACCUAACACAAACAUUAAUGAAAGCAAGACAGGAUUUGGUUAUAAGCAGUGAUUAUAAAGGAGAAGAAAAGUAUUGUGAAUUAGAUAUAAUUGCAAAUGCAAUGUUGUUGUUUACGGCUGGUUCUGAAACUGUAACUGCCACAGCAUCUUUUUGUUUUUAUGAGUUGGCAUUGCACAAAGAUAUCCAAGACAGAUUACGUGCCGAGAUAAUUUCGUCGAAAAUAAAGUAUGGUGGACAGCUUAACAAUGAAUUUUUAGAAGAUCUUCAUUACGCCGAUAUGGUUUUAGAUGAAACUCAUCGUAAGUACACUAUUAUUACGGCCCUACUGAGAGGAGCUACACAAGAUUAUGACGUACCCGGAGAAUCAUUAACAAUUGAAAAAGGACAAAAAAUUUUAAUACCAAUUUAUAGUAUACAUCAUGAUCCAAAGUAUUAUCCGAAUCCAGAUACUUUCGAUCCGGAAAGAUUUACUGCGGAAGAAAAAUCUAAACGACCGAACGGAACAUUUUUACCGUUUGGAGAUGGACCUCGUCAUUGCAUAGGAAAACGUUUUGCUGAAUUGGAAUUAAAAAUUAUUUUAACAAAAAUACUAUCGAAAUUUGAAAUUUCACCUUGUGAAAAAACGGAAGUACCGUUGCAAAUGAAAAAAGAACGUGGGAUAACUUCACCGAAAAAUGGAAUUUGGUUAAAUUUUAAGCCAAUUUACUCAGUACUCACUAGUCAUUCAAUAAAAAUGAUUUCGUACUUGAUAAAUUGUUUGUUCGAUCCCAUUAUCUUAUGUCUCAUUAUUAUUAAUUGUACUUUUCUCUACUAUUAUUUAACAUCCACUUAUGAUAAAUGGUCAAAAUUAAAUGUUCUCCAUGUAGAACCGAUCCCUUUGUUCGGGAAUGUGUUCAAAAUGAUGGUUGGCUUAGAACGGCAAGUACAAUUGUUCGAUCGAAUUUAUCAUCGAUUUCCUGAAGCAAAAAUUUGUGGUUUUUAUCAAAUGAGAAUUCCGUAUUUGAUGAUUCGAGAUCCAGUAUUAAUCAACACGAUUUUGAUCAAAGACUUCUCACAUUUCGUUGACCACGGUAUAGACAUUGACGAGUCGGUUAACAUAAUGGGGAGAAGCUUGUUUCUUACGAACGGACAAAAAUGGAAAAUAAUGAGACAAAAACUAAGUCCGGGAUUCACGUCGGUUAAACUCAGAGGAACACACGAACAGAUUCAAAAGUGUACUGAUCAAUUGUUGAAUUAUAUUGACGAAAAUUCCAAACAGAAAACUGACGGCACAGAAGUAAAUAAAAUCAUCAAAAAUUUAACCAUUGACGUCAUUGGAACGUGUGCUUUUGGUAUGAAAUUGGACACCAUUAAUAGUGAAAAUAAUGUCAACUUCAAAAAAUAUGUAAAUAAACUAAUAAAACCCAACGGCAAACUACUUUUCUUUCAAUAUUUACUUGGAACGCUGUUUCCAAAAGUUAUUAAGUUGUUAAAAAUUCAAACAAUUGACGUUGAUGCUACUAAUUUUUUUCGUUCUGUGUUUAGAGAAGUCAUUGAUUAUAGGACUGAACAUAAUGUGGAUAGAAACGAUAUCGCUCAAACGCUAAUGAAAGCUAGAAAUGAUUUGGUACUAAACAACGAAUCGACAGGCGGCGAAAACUAUUGUGAAUUGGAUAUCAUUGCAAACGCAAUGUUAUUUUUUGCCGCUGGUACAGAAACUGUAGCCGCUACAGCAUCGUAUUGCCUUUACGAGUUAGCAAUAAACACAGAUAUUCAAGACAGACUACGAGCAGAAAUUACUUCGUCGAAAAUAAAACAUGGUGCACAGAUUAACAUUAACAAUGAAUUUUUAGAGGAUCUUCACUAUGCCGAAAUGGUUAUAAAUGAGACUCUUCGGAAGUAUACCUUAUUUGCGACCUUAAUGAGAAAAUCUACUCAGAAUUAUGACGUACCCGGAGAAUCAUUAACUAUUGAAAAGGGACAAAAAAUUACAAUACCACUAUAUAGUAUACAUCAUGAUCCAAAGUAUUAUCCAAAUCCCGACACUUUCGAUCCGGAAAGAUUUACUGAAGAAGAAAAAUCUAAACGACCUAAUGGUACCUUUUUACCGUUUGGCGAUGGCCCUCGUCAUUGCAUAGGAAAACGUUUAGCUGAAUUAGAACUAAAAUUGAUCAUAUCAAAAAUAUUAUCGAAUUUUGAAAUUUUACCUUGUGAAAAAACUGAAAUUCCUCUUACAUUUAAAACAGAACGUGGAAUGAUUACUUCAAAAAAUGGUGUUUGGUUAAGUUUUAAAACGAUUAAAAAUUAAUUAAAAGGUUAAAAGAAACUAAUUUUUGAUUCAUUUAGUAAUGAAUAAUUCUUAAAUGUAAGUAUAAUAUUAUUUUGAUUUAGGUAUAUUUUUAAGCACAUACCUGGCUACCAAUACCUACGGUAAACAGUUCUUUAUGGAUUUUAAAAACGAAAAGAAUUAUACUUUCUAGUUCCUACAUUUAAACAUUUUCAAUAUUUCUUAGUUCAAGAUAUUUUAACCGUAAUUAUUUGUUUGAGUUGUGAGAUUGUCCAAAAUAUUUUUAGAGGUUAGUUAUUUUCGACAAAUGUAUGUCUAGUGUUUAACAAUAUUAUAUCUUUUCAUAUCACAUUAUUAUUGACUAAACAUUUUUUAAUUUGUAUUUACUGAAUUCAACAAUUUCAAAAAUAUCAUUUUUGGAUAGCUUAAUUUAUGCAGUUUGAACUUUUAAAUAAUGUAAUUAUAUAAGCGCUUAUUAUACUAUUAUUAUGACUAUAAAAUACAAAAAUGUAGAUUUGCUACAAAAGACAAAUCCCUCACGAGUUUUUGAUAAAUAUAUGAACUAUGUAAUACUACGAGUAGGUAUAUGAUUGAUUGUAAUUUGUGACUUUUAAGUUGUGAAGUGGACUAUUUACUGUAAAUUUUAAUAUAAAUAAAAAUUAAUGAUUACAAA
Aphis gossypii (cotton aphid) is the source of this 4491-nucleotide messenger RNA. RefSeq lists its product as uncharacterized. Gene Ontology annotation, molecular function: monooxygenase activity; heme binding; oxidoreductase activity, acting on paired donors, with incorporation or reduction of molecular oxygen. The record is from RefSeq and is a predicted model, not a curated record. Bases 723 to 3839 code for a protein of 1038 amino acids. The transcript is spliced from 8 exons. Lineage: Eukaryota; Metazoa; Arthropoda; Insecta; Hemiptera; Aphididae.